AUGUUGAUUGAAUUGCGAGAAGCGGCGACCUCACACACAUUUCUAUUUAAGGAACUAGACAAAGCCGGGAUUACAAUGGGACAAGAGAGCCUGGGCCCCCAAGAUGAUAAUGAGGGACAGGUUGCGCCCGACCAUCCUCCUCUCACCAAUACCACGGAGCGCAAGCUAAUGGCCAAGAUUGAUUGGCAUACCGUCCCCUGCCUGUGUAUCAUGUAUUUGCUUGCCCUUUUGGACCGCGUUAAUAUUAGUAACGCGGCUGUGCUCGGGCUUAAACAAGAUCUACAUAUCUUUGAUGGGACGAAAUACAAUACCGCAUUGACGAUUUUCUUCGUUCCAUAUAUAAUAUUCGAGAUUCCCUCCAACGUUCUGCUCAAGAAAUUCAAGCCCCACGUGUGGUUGUCGAUGUGCAUGUUUCUAUUCGGAUUAGUAACAAUCUGCCAGGGGCUGGUGUCGAACUGGGGUGGUCUGAUAACCACCCGCUGUUUCCUAGGAAUGUUUGAGACAGGAAUGUUCCCCGGAUGCUUCUAUCUUCUGGGAAUGUGGUAUAAGCGUAGCGAGGCGCAGAAGAGAUUUAGUUUCUUCUUUAGCUCUACGACCCUUGCGGGUGCCUUCGGUGGCUUGCUGGCCAGUGGGCUGGGGAAGAUGGACGGAGUUCGAGGCUACAGCGGUUGGCGAUGGGUUUUUAUUAUUGAAGGCCUUCUCACUUGCGUUGUCUCGUUCGUCUGGUUCUUCGUUAUCCCGGGCUUCCCGGAGGAGGUCAAAUGGCUCACAGAGGAGGAGCGAGAGUUUAUUCGCGUGAAACUGGCUAAAGACACCGGAGGUGCUGCGCAUGAUGCCAAACUUGGUUGUCGCGAAGUUUUGGAUGUCUUCAAGGACUACAAAAUUUUCCUUGGCGGACUUAUGUACUUUGGCCAGACUGUUACAGCAUAUGGUUAUGCCUACUUUGCGCCGAGCAUCAUCAAAUCCUAUGGCUACAGCCCUAUCAAGACACAGCUAUACUCAAUCCCACCGUGGGUGGCCGCAUUGGGUUUCUCCAUGUUCAUUGCCACUCUUUCCGACAAAACCAGACACCGGUUUGCAUUCACGAUAGGACCCAUGCUGAUCGCUAUGGCCGGAUUCGGGAUCUUGUUGAACGUACACGGACAAUCUAAUAGGCAUGUCCAAUACGGUGCCCUAUUCCUGGUCGCCAGUGGCUGUUACAGUGCGAUGCCGGUGAUUGUGUGUUGGUUCACCAUGAACCUAGGGGGUCAUCGCCGACGAAACGUGGGAACAGCUUGGCAAGGUGGCUUUGGAAACAUCGGUGGAAUCAUUUCUACGUACUCGUUCCUGGAACAGGAUGCCCCGGAGUAUAGACCGGGGAAUAUCAUCAGUGUAUCUUUCCUCUGCUUUUCGUCUGCCUGUUGCAUCGCCUACUUUGCAGCGGUCUGGAAUGAUAACCGGCGCCGCAACCAAGCGGCGGCCACCGGGACGGUAAAAGAGUACAGCGAGUCCGAAAAGGAUCUUCUUGGUGACAUGGCACCUACGUAUCGAUAUGCGUAUUAG
Molecule: messenger RNA, 1542 nt
Organism: Aspergillus tanneri
Lineage: Eukaryota; Fungi; Ascomycota; Eurotiomycetes; Eurotiales; Aspergillaceae
Exons: 10
Coding region: 1-1542 (513 amino acids)
Biological process (GO): transmembrane transport
Cellular component (GO): plasma membrane
Molecular function (GO): transmembrane transporter activity
Source: RefSeq, a predicted model, not a curated record